Cinara cedri is the source of this 626-nucleotide messenger RNA. The record is from the annotation of a GenBank genome assembly. NCBI's taxonomy places the organism in Eukaryota, Metazoa, Arthropoda, Insecta, Hemiptera, Aphididae.
AUGAAAUCCUCGAUCGCUUUGGCAUUAUUCUGCCUACUGUCCAUGCAUUUUGGUUGCCCUACGGCCAAGCCUGCCACCGACGAUGAAGAAAUCAAAGACGUCAAAGAGUAUUUGAGGCGAUUUGACAACUUGGAUGUCGACCAGAUACUAUCGAGCGAUCGCCUAUUGGACAGUCACAUCAAAUGUUACCUCAACACGGCUCCGUGUAUUCCUAUUGCCAGAGAUUUGAAGAGUGAGUAUAUAUUACACGUACCUACUACAGAAAUCAUAUUUUAUUAAAUUAUUACUCCUAAUUCUUCUUCUUUCCUCGAGGUCCAUUUCGACGAUAUACAGCCAUCUUUUCCUGAGCCGACCUAGGCUUGGCCGAGCUCGGUUAUUUUCCCAAUGAUUUCCAAUNGUAAUACGUAUACUUUGUGUGAUUUAAAAAUAACAAAAUUAUUUUCUGUUGUUCAGGAGCUUUGCCGAUCGUGGCUUCUAACGGAUGUAAAGAUUGCAACGAUAUACAAAUUAAAAACAUCAAGAAAGCUCUCGCCUAUGUGAAGACGAAAAGAGCCCCGGAAUGGACUCAAAUGGUCGCAUUGUACGACCCGACGGGAACAAAUCUCAGCAAGUUCCUCACAGACUAA